AACACUUCACAGUACAAGGAAUACGCCGUGCGGACGGUGGCAACAAAUUUCUUCGUUUCAGGUCAUUUUUCUAGUGUUUGUGGGCCUCAAGCUCAGAAAAUGUGCUCAAAGUUGUAAAACGAAUGUGAUUCUGCGCUAGGAAGUAGUUUCUCCCUGUUAUAUAUUGAGUUACGUUUGAUUGAACAUCUUCUAAAGCACCAUGUCUAAGCAAGGCAAGAAAGAGCAACUGAAAAUUGCCGCCAGAACUGCGCGUCUUAACAAUCUGUUGGUGGGGCGCACAAAUGGUGGCGAUGGUAAAAAUGCAGGCGAUGAUAGCAACCUGGAAGUGGCCAUCAGCCGUGAAGGUUUGCUGGAUUCGUUAUUCGUGCUGUAUGACGAAUGCAGCAAGGAUGUUAUCAAGAAAAAGGACAAGAAUAUUGCAGAGUUCGUUAGCAAAUAUCGCCCCAUCAUCAAAGAAACCCGUUCCCUACGAGUAAACAUCGAAGAUUUCGAUGUAAAAUGUUUAAUUGGCAAAGGAUACUUUGGAGACGUGCAUUUGAUCUCGGAGCGUCAGACGGGUCAAGUAUACGCGAUGAAAAAGAUGCGCAAAGAUAUUGUAUCUUCGACACAGGUACGUGAAGAGCGUGACAUUAUGGCCAGUCGGCGCUCGGAAUGGAUCACUGGGCUUCAGUACGCCUUCCAGGAUUCAGACUACCUUUACUUAGUGAUGGAGUACCUUCCGGGGGGCGAUUUACUGUGUCUCAUGCGGCGCGUUGGUAUAUUCGACGAGGAGGUAGCUCAGUUCUAUUUGGCUGAAAUGACCGCGGCACUGCACGCGGUUCACGAAAUUGGAUAUGUGCAUCGUGACGUGAAGCCGGAAAAUAUUCUAAUUGAUAGAUUCGGCCACCUGAAGCUGGUGGACUUCGGAAACGCAACAGCGAUCAAUGAGGAUGGAAGUGUUACGAGUAUGACACCGGUGGGAACACCGGACUACAUUGCACCAGAGCUGCUGCAAACUCUUGCCACCGUAAGCCGUUCUACGAACCGGGCAAAACAUGAUGUGACGUGCGACUUCUGGUCGAUGGGAAUCAUUGGUUACGAGUUCGUUACGGAAGAAACGCCUUUUCAUGGCGAUAACGUGAACGAAACAUAUUCCAAAAUUCUAGCCCACGCUGAAGGCCGCUUCGCUAAGAAACUCUCCUAUCCUGCGCACGCCUCUAUUUCUGCCCACUAUCGCGACUUUCUUGAUCGGCUGGUAACGAGCGUGACUAACCGUAUGUCCCACGCAGAGAUAAUCCGGCACCCGUUCUUUUCCGAUUUGCAUUGGGACCGUCUGCGCUACAUGAUCCCGCCAAUCAUUCCAACUGUGAGCGCGGAUGAUGACACUUCCAACUUUGAGGAUGCAGACAAAGUGAGCGGCAAGCGCAAAUCGAUGGUCGGAGGUGGUCGAAUGCCUACGUACAACAUAGCACGGAUGAACGAUUUCUCAGGGCACGAUCUGCGCUACCUUGGCUAUGGGUAUGUGUUCGAGGAACCUGAUGUGGCCGGAAUGUACCGGGACACGGAUGAACAUAUGAAGGCGACUAGAUUGGCGGCUAAAUUGAAGGAACAGGAUCGUCGACUUAAGGAGCACAGUGGCGAAAUACACCGCCUGCAACGGGAGGUACUUGAACGAGAUCGUAAGAUCGCUACGAUGGGCGCGCACAGCAAGAUCCUUGACGAAACGAAGAAGGAACUGGAAAGUAUGAAGGAUUUGCUAAAAGAGAAAACGGCUGAACUGGCAGCAAUCCGCACAGACAACAAAACAUUACGCAACAGUCUCAAGAUCGAGAAAGAACAGCGCCAGAAGAAUGAUGCCCAGAUUGCUGACGUUGUAAAGCAGACGUACAAGAAGUGGGAAAAGGCAAAGCAAGCUUCGGACCAGGCCUAUGAACGGCAACUGGCUGAACGGAAAACAGAACUCGCCGCGGCAAACGAAAAGUUACGCGAGGUGGAGACAGAAUUGGUUGCCCGGCUCGAUGAAUGUCAGCAUCUGCACGCAUCAGUGGAAAACUAUAAGGAUCUGCUGAAGAAAUCGAAGGACAAGCUGAUGGCGGACAAGGAGAGUCUUGAUCGUAGCCAGCAAGAGCUAAUCGCAACAUACGACGCGAAGAUCGCCGAACUGCGUGGAAAGUGGAAGGUGGAGAAGGAAAGGCGUGCGGGAAUGGAAGCGGAAGUGCGCGAACUGCGUGACAAGCUACAGGAACAGGAAUCGAGCGUACAGUUUGUGGAGGAGACGAAGCAGAAGCUGGUCGACAAUAUCAAGCGUCGUAUGACGAUGCAGUUGGAGGAGAACAACAUGCUCCGGGAAGCGAAACAAUUUUCCGAUAAGAUGAGCGAAGAGAUGCAGCGGAAGUGCGACAAUCUAAGAAAUGAAAUCAGCAAGCUGCAAGAGCAAACGAUGAUGACAGCGACAGCAAACAGCAGCGUGAACAGUAGCCGUCGCAGUUCGCUCGUUUACGAGCAGGAGUUCCGCAGUGCAAACUCUAGCCUGCAGGAUGUGACGGCUAUCAUCGUGGAACGACCGAAUGUUGAGGCGCAGUUGCGAAAUGAUCUAAUCAAAGCAAGAGAAAACGAAAACGAGCAACGUAAACGCGCCGAAAAUCUUGAGGAGGUCGUAGGUCGAUUGGAAAAAGUUAUCGAUCAGCUGAAGACAAGUGGUGCUGGUUCUUCUGGUGCAGAAAGCUUGCUAGAAAAACAAAACGAACGCCUCGAGGACAAACUGUCCGCCAUCCGAGAGCAGGCAAUUCUAGACAAACAAUCGGCACGCACGGCUAACUUGUCGCUGUGGAAAUUGGAAAAGGAACUGGAGUCAUUGCGAGGUGAGAAAAGCAUCCUAACGCGCCGCAUGGAGCAAGCGGACGAACGUGUGACGCGCAUCCGUCACGAGAAGGAAGAACUCGAGUUCAAGAUGAAACAACAGCGCGAAACCAUCGCAAAUCGAGAUAAGCAGAUCGAGGACCUACGAUCGGAUCUGACCGGAUUGAAAGAUGAGUUGAAGAAGGAGCGUGAUCUAUGGAGCAGCUCGGAAAAGGAUCGACUGGCGGAGAAAACGGAGCUGAUCGAGUGUGUGGCGAAGAUCCAGUCUUUGGAAGAAAAGUUGAAGGACAGUCAGCAGAAGCACCAUCAGCUGAAUGAUCGCGUGCGAGUGCUGUCGUCAGAGAAUGGGCGAUUGGGACGAGAAUUGCACGAAACGCUUGAUGAGUUGGCGGAAGCGAAGGAAGCCAGCGAUGAUCUUGAGCAACGGUUGGCCAGUGUUACCAAGAACUUCAAUUUGCUGAAGGGAGCCUGCAACAUAACGGAGGCUCAGCUAAGUGAGAUGGAGAUUUUGCUCGAGAAAGAGUCGAAACGCAACAAGGAGUGCGCUGAGCAGAUGGAAGCUCUCCGGAAGCGCCUAACCGAGAAGGAUAACGAAGUGGAGCGAGUGCGCCAGGAGCUGUACGAAGAACGGUCUGGUAAAACACUGAGCGAGUCGCGGACGAAUCAUCUCCUAGCCGAGUACGAAGAGCUACGUAAGAAGUUUGAAGAACUGCAACAGCAGAUGGUUGACCAGCAGCGGGAACUGAUUGAAAAAACGAGCCAUUUGUUCGAAGUGCAGGAGCGUAUCGAGCUGCUCAAUCACGAUACCGAGAACCUGCAAAAAGUGGUAGCAAACUACGAGCAGAACCACUUCAUACUAAAAGAGGAGAACGCACGUAUUUUGACAGAUCUAUUCCUGGCCAAGGAACACAUCACGCGACAGCAAAACGAGAUUAAAGAACAUAAGAACCAUACCGAGCAGGUGAUGGCUGAACUGGACCAUGUGAAGCUGGUGCUCCAGGAGCAGAAAACGUUCUACACCGAGCGGGAUAUCAAGAGUGAAGCGACGCUGGCCCAGCACAAGAAACUAAUCGAUUACCUGCAGGCAAAAGUGGAGGAAUGCAAUGCGCACAUCAAGAAAAAGAAAACGCUUGCCGGGCUCAUCUUUGGUACGUCCUCAUCUACGGAACGCAAGGAGAAUGUUACGCCGAAUAUUGGAACGAUCGGUGGAGUCGGCAACAACAUAUCCGUUGAAUCAACCGCAAGCUAUCGAAAGCUGCAGGAGGAACUGCAAAAAGAGCGCACAAGAACGAAUCAAUUGAAGGAGCAACUUUUGCGCGCGAAGACGGACCUCAUCGCUUCCCAGGGCAGCAACAACAACAACACAUCGAUGUAUAAGAAGCAGCAGAAGGACGAUGAAAAUAUGCAGGUUGAAAAAACUCAUCGCGAAGAACGAGUGCCGGAUCGCUCAACAAAGGAUACACCUGUGGAGGAAACUCAGCGUCGUCAUUCGUCCAAAGAGGGCGAAUCUGCUAAUAAACGAUCAACUGGUGGUGCAAGUGCUCCCGGUAAGGCACACACGUUCGACAUGACUAUCGAAAGCACGUCGAGUGCGUCUAAAAACUCUGCGAUUCUGUGUGCCGCCUGUGAUCGGCUCAUCCUGGCCGGUCAUCCGUACUGGAAGUGUACCGAUUGCGGUCUGACCGUGCAUCGCAAGUGUCGCUCGUCGGUGUCGAGCAAGUGCGGCGACGGAGGAAAUGCUGUUGCUGUUGUUAGUCGGGAAAGUGUGAACGCAAACGAAUCAUUGGAUGACUUUGCGGAAGAACUUGGAACGGCAGAUGACGAGCAGGACGUAGAAGAAGGAGAAGAUGCGGAUACUGACGUUGAUUCACUCAACCGCCAUCACCGGCAGAGUGGACGAAAAAGUCCGGCAUUUUCAAUGACGAGCAGUGCUGAGGAGAAGGCGGAGGAAGAUCGCUACGUAGGGGAUCUGCUAUUUAAGACGAAGCGCUUAGAGCCACGUUUGUUUGUGAAUGACAUCUACGAGGUUAGCGAAAAGGCAGUUCUUUUGGGUUGCGACACAGGACUUUAUUCGUACCACCUGGAAACGGGUGAAGUGGUACACAUCCGGGGAAUUUCCAACGUUCGUUCCUUUGCCGUAUCGCACGUCAUCCCGAAAGCUAUUAUAAUCGGUUCGGAAGGAGAAUAUUUGUACCAGUGCGAUCUACGCCAUCUUCAGAGCCGUGCGCAUGCAUCGUCCUGUUUGCAACCGAAGCUGGAAUCAUUUGUGCUGGAUCUCUCGAUCGCGAACCGAACGCAUAGCGAACGCUGGCACAUUGUCCGAAUGAUGGAGAACAUUCCCACUGGUGGGUCGCUCUCGGAUGCGAUUGCAAUUGCGGCCACCUCUUCGCGCAUUGUAAUCUUGAAAUUUGACGUUCAAGCGGGUCGCUUCAAACCGGUGCGCGGUCUCGACACAGUUUUACCAGUUUCCUCGGUGCUGUUCACCAAGGACACGGCCAUCGUCGGAUCGGACAAAUUCUUCGAGAUUGACCUACGCACGUACGCGGCAGAAGAGUUCCUUGACAUGUCGGAUGCGUCUCUGCGGGAUAUUCGAAGCUGUGCGCCGCUCGCCGCGUUCCGCAUCAACAGCCAAGAAUUUCUUCUGUGCUACCGGGAGGUGGGCAUCUUUGUGGACGAUUCCGGCUGGCGUUCUCGCCCGGACAAUCUCAGUUGGUUGCAGGAUCCGGUCGAGUUUUACUACCGUGAAUCGUGUCUGUUCAUCGCCCAUGCCGACUGCGUACAGGUUAUGUACAUCAGCAAGUCCUACACAAAGGAUUUAGCCUGCCAGCAAUCGCAUGCGGAUGACGAGCGACGUGCGUUCAUCGGUUUGCGUGAGUCUCCCCGCCUAUUGGCACCGCUGCAAUACCCCAAAACGUCGCUGUACAUCGCAUGUGAGUGUCAGGGAGCGGAUAGGGAGCAGGAGAUCGUUUUGCUUGAUGGUAUGAAAGCGCUACGGACGGUCGGGUUCAGCAGAUCGCUCGAAACACUCUCCAGUCUAGCGACCGGUGUUGGUCAGAGUCAGGAUUCACUCGCAACGCUCGGCCAAGGUGUUUAGGAGAAAAGGGCUAAAUAUUAACUUAAUUUGCUUUGUAGAUGUUCAUUUUUCCAUAACUUUUAUUUCGAUUAUUGUCAUCAUUUUUUUCUCAAUUGACGUGUUACUUACCAAGUGAAAUAAAUUGUCACAUGAAAGAAUUUUCUUGAAACAUU
Messenger RNA from Anopheles coustani, 6084 nucleotides. It is a transcript of the gene sti, whose product is annotated as citron rho-interacting kinase. Bases 200 to 5932 code for a protein of 1910 amino acids. Gene Ontology annotation, cellular component: actin cytoskeleton; cytoplasm. The transcript has 5 exons. The record is from RefSeq and is a predicted model, not a curated record. Gene Ontology annotation, biological process: actomyosin structure organization; peptidyl-threonine phosphorylation. Gene Ontology annotation, molecular function: ATP binding; protein serine/threonine kinase activity. Lineage: Eukaryota; Metazoa; Arthropoda; Insecta; Diptera; Culicidae.